This is a messenger RNA of Melanaphis sacchari, 1333 nucleotides long. RefSeq lists its product as uncharacterized. The record is from RefSeq and is a predicted model, not a curated record. Lineage: Eukaryota; Metazoa; Arthropoda; Insecta; Hemiptera; Aphididae. The coding region runs from base 511 to 1038 and encodes 175 amino acids. The transcript is spliced from 5 exons.
CAGUCCAAACUCCAAACCGCAAACACAACAAUACAUCACAGUCAUCACUCAUCACGCUAAUCACAUAAUACAGAUUAUAAUAGGUAUAUAGGCAGUAAGCACUAAGCACUAUAAUAUUAUACAGACGGUAUACGACAAUACGUAUACAACAGCGAAUACUGGAACUGGAUACGUUUAGACCUAUUUAAUCUUUAUUCAAUGUAUGUGCAUCGCGUCCGUCACUUCACUCACUUCACUACUUCAGCAGCGGCGAUCAGCGAUUCCCCGUCAGUCUGCAUCCUGCUCAAAUGACCGUCCCGGCAACGCGAUCUUGAAGUCCAUUAAUACUCUCAAUCGUAAUUUUGUAAUUAUUAUAAUCGUUUUUUAAUGAGACGUGAAUAUUUGUUGACUGUUCAAAUUAUGUCUACUAACCAAUAACCGUCAUUAGCCAUAUUAUCUCGGUCGAACGAAUUAAUUAUCGUAUUAUACAAUUAGCGUUGACCUUUGCACCCGUCGUCUAACGUCUUCAUCAUGAGUGCCAUUAAAAGGAUUGUGUCAGUCGUAUAUCUGACAGUAGUAUUGGUCACAUUGGUUCAGUGUGAAAACUGCACGGUGAAAAAAACUUCUAAUGGCACUUUUACUAGAGAACGUCUAAUGACUUGCCCUUCAUCGGAAUCGGCGAAGGAUGCAAAAUUCUGUUGCUAUGACAAGUAUGAUAGUGUCGAUUGCUGCAAUGGUGCUGACCAUUUACGUCACAUAAUUCUAAAGUAUUUGCCAGACCUGUUAACACUUUUGGUCAUAAUCGUUGGUCUAAUAUUGGCAUGUUGUAUUUUUUGUAUCUGCAUUCCGUGUUAUUGCAUCAUGAGUCGUCGUCGCCCGAGUUAUAAAGAUUCAAAUGAUAAUGCGAAUAUGGUUGCUGCUGUUUCUUUGCCCAAUGAAUCGCAAGAACAAAAUAUACCAAAAAAAGAAGUUACUCAUCAUUUACCACCAGGAGCUUAUCCUGUUUAUCCACAGUUUAUGGGAAUGCAACCAUUAAAAUCGACUGAAGUAAAUUGUUAAUUCAUACAUCACAAUAACAAUAACUGUUCUUAUGAAAAGCCAAAGCAUGUUAUUAAUAUUAUUAUAUUUAUUUGUGCCAUCAACUAAGUAACGAAGGUUUGUGAACGACUAAAAUUUUUCUUUUUUCCAUAUCUUUAAAUUUUUGACUUUUAAAGUCUGGCUAUCAAAAGAAUAUUAUUAUCUUAAAUAUUAAGUUACCUAGUUUUGAACUGAUUAUGGUUAGAAUUACUUUUCAUAUAUGCAUUAAAAAAUAAGACUUGUUUGCCUUAAAAUAAUAUACCAGCACAAUAUUUUG